AUGACACCUUCAUCGAAAGCAGAAGCAAGCUCUUCAACAGCUGGAAACGCACAUUCAAGUGUCCUAUUCCCCUCUGAAGCUCUACCCGCGAAUGCCGUCCACAUAGCCGGACCUGAUCUCUCCAAACCGAUCGAUCUCAUGGCUCUAUUGCAGGGGUAUGAAACUAUCGGCUUCCAAGCGACCGGACUGGCCAAUGCUAUCACUUUGGUGGAAGAGAUGGUAAGGUUGAGAGAGAUCAUACGAUUUUUGGCACAACAUAAGUUGGUAGAUUGUUUGGUAACUACUGCCGGUGGUAUAGAAGAGGAUUUCAUCAAGUGUCUGGGACACACGGUAUUGGGAGAUUUCCAUUUAGAUGGUGCCGAGUUGAGAAAAAAAGGCUUGAAUAGAAUAGGGAAUCUUCUGGUUCCUAAUUCAAAUUACUGCGCUUUCGAAGAUUGGGUCGUACCUCUACUCGACACCAUGCUCAAGGAACAAGAAGAGGAAGGGGUCAGAUGGAGUCCUAGUAAAGUCAUCAACCGAUUAGGAAAGGAGAUCAACGACGAGUCAUCAGUAUAUUAUUGGUGCUGGAAGAACGACAUCCCGGUCUUUUGUCCAGCUCUCACCGACGGCUCAUUAGGUGACAUGAUUUACUUUCACACGUACAAAUCAUCACCUUUACAACUGAAUAUCGACAUUGUAUCUGAUAUCCGGAGGUUGAAUGAUUUGAGUAUACAUGCUAAACAAGCGGGAAUGAUCAUUUUGGGAGGAGGAGUGUGCAAGCAUCAAAUUGCCAAUGCCAUGCUGUUUAGAAAUGGGGCAGAUUACGCUGUUUAUGUCAAUACCGGACAAGAGUACGACGGCUCAGACUCUGGAGCAAGACCCGACGAAGCUGUGUCAUGGGGUAAGAUCCGAGCUGGAGCCAAGAGUGUCAAGGUGUACGCCGACGCGACUCUGGUGUUUCCUCUUAUCAUCGCUGCGACAUUCGGUAAAGCCCACUGGGCCCAAAAUGCCAGUGAAAGUCAGCGUAUACCAAACAACUAA
Molecule: messenger RNA, 1020 nt
Organism: Tremella mesenterica DSM 1558
Lineage: Eukaryota; Fungi; Basidiomycota; Tremellomycetes; Tremellales; Tremellaceae
Exons: 7
Coding region: 1-1020 (339 amino acids)
Biological process (GO): peptidyl-hypusine biosynthetic process
Cellular component (GO): cytoplasm
Molecular function (GO): deoxyhypusine synthase activity
Source: RefSeq, a predicted model, not a curated record